Molecule: messenger RNA, 816 nt
Organism: Morus notabilis
Lineage: Eukaryota; Viridiplantae; Streptophyta; Magnoliopsida; Rosales; Moraceae
Product: zinc finger BED domain-containing protein RICESLEEPER 2-like
Exons: 1
Coding region: 1-816 (271 amino acids)
Source: RefSeq, a predicted model, not a curated record
AUGCAUGAUUUGCCUUUCCAAUUUGUUGAGUACAAAGGAUUAAGGGCUAUGCUUCAAUAUCUAUAUCCUGAUGUGGAAUUAGUGUCUAGGAACACUGCUAAGGCUGACUCUCUUAAGUUGUAUGCAAGGGAGAAAAUGAAAAUAAAGAAUAUGUUAGAUGCAUGUCCUGGUAGAAUAAGUUUGACAUCUGAUCUGUGGACUUCAUUGACUACGUAUGGGUAUUUGUGCCUGACUGCUCAUUUUCUUGAUAAGAAUUGGAAGUUACAUAAAAGAAUUAUAAGUUUUUGUCUUAUGCCACCUCCACACACUGGGAUAGCACUAUCUGAGAAAAUCUUUUCCUUAUUAAGUGAUUGGGGAAUUGAGGAAAAGAUUUUCAGUAUAACUUUAGAUAAUGCUGCUUCAAAUGAUGUCUCCGUGGAUGCAUUGCAAAAGCAAUUGAACUUGCGUGGUUUGUUGCCUUUUCAUGGUGAAUUUUUUCAUUUGAGAUGUUGUGCCCAUAUACUUAACCUUGUUGUGCAAGAUGGUUUGAAAAGUAUUGAUAAGUCAGUUGAGAAGAUUCGAGAUAGUGUUAAAUAUGUUAAAGGAUCACAACAAAGGAAGCAAAAGUUUUUAGAAUGUGUUAAGUUAGUGUCGAUGGGAAACAACAAAGGAUUGUCUCAAGAUGUGGUUACUAGAUGGAAUUCAACUUAUCUUAUGCUUGAAAGUGCUCUCUUUUAUAGACACGCUUUUCAAAAUUUAGAAUUGAGUGAUUCUAACUAUAAGAAUUGUCCUAACUCCGAUGAGUGGGAAAGAGUAAGAAGAUAUCCAAGUUCUUGA